AUGAAAAUGAAUCUGCAUCUUGCGGAGUACCCAUUCUCAGCGCAUCAUCAUCACGCAGUUGCCUCGAGAUCACCAUCGCAGUCGAGACGUUUGGUUUCCAACACACCGUCGAGGCGCACGUUAUCAUCGCGCAGGUCACCUACCCCUGUAUCCGUAGUACACAGCAUCGACUGUACUACGGAUACAGGGGUAGGACUUUUAGAGAUUGGUUAUGGCUGGGAUGACCACUUUGCUGGUAAAGAUGUCCAAGUGGAAUACGAUCGUGCAGGAUAUAAGCGGAUUUCACUCGCAGACGCGUCUAAACGUGCCUAUGCUACCACCGUCUACAUCUACAUUCUGACACGUCAUUCAGACGGCAAACCGCAGUCCACUUUGCUAUUUGCCAAAGCAAAGCUAGCCCCGAGAUUUAUCGCUGGUCUCUGGAGAGCAGACUACCCUCAACAACAAGAAGAUGUAAAAUUCAUCACUUAUGGCUGCUAUCACGUGCUCCCAGCAGUACCCAAUCUUUGA
Messenger RNA from Cylicocyclus nassatus, 510 nucleotides. Lineage: Eukaryota; Metazoa; Nematoda; Chromadorea; Rhabditida; Strongylidae. The record is from the annotation of a GenBank genome assembly.